AUGGUACCUGUCUCUGACCCCAGGUACAUGUUGCAUUGGCAGGACACGCUGGAGCUGGCAGACUUGCCCCUGCAGAAGGGCUCUGUGGAGCUCCUCAAGCAAAGAUGGGAGUCUGCCAAUGCUGUGAGACCUCACCUGAUGCUCCAGUGCUCAUCAGCCCCAAUGUCCCUGGUGCUGAAUAAGAUGAGCUGCAGCAGCACCAAGGAGAAAGUGCCAGCAGACAGCAGGAGGACAGACAUGUUCAAGGAGGAGACCCUAGCAAGCCCUCAGCAGACUGAACACUUCCCCAUUACCGUGGAGGAGCUGCGGAGCCACUUUGAGGCCCUGGGUGGCAAGAAGGAAGCAGAAAAUGAAAGAAGUUCACAUUCACUGACAUCAAAGAGUCAGCCUGGGAGCCAUUCCACCAGUACUCCAAAGGAGUCUAGUGUGAAAAGAGGGAGAGCAAUCUUUGAAAAGAUGUCAUCAGAAAAUGGCCUCAGCAGGCUGUUUGAAAUGGGUUCUCACAAACGUGUAAGAGGACUAUUUAAAGAGAGUGCUUCCAGGGCUGAUAACGCACUGCUGGAUGUCCAGGAAACUGUCUCCUUGAAAGAAAGGAUGGCUAUGUACAAGGCUGCUGUGUUCGAGAUAGAGGGUAGCAACUCCUUUGCUCAUACUUCAGAGAAAACCAAGUUCUGUACUGUGCCUGGUGGCCUGGCAGCAGUGAGGAAACAAUUCGAGAAAGUGCGGACGAUGUCUUCACGAAAGACCUUUUCUCUGUACCAGCACAAAUCUGUACAGAACCUAAGAGCCUUUGCUGCCUACUAUGUGGCAGAAAUUACCAGUAAGGCAAUGAAUGCUCCCCUGUAUCGAUUCAGCAGAAAUGUCACCGAAGAUUCAAGCAGUGCUUCUCAUCGUGAGCAAGUUACUCAAGGGACAAAAAUGGCUUCCACAUGGAGUCAGAAUACUGAUGAAACAGUAAUCAAUGCAGCUCAGGACGAAGAGCUCCCAAAGACUGUAACACAGAUUUUAAAACAGCAGAUUGAAAGGACAGUUCAGGAAACAGCUGUUCACUCUGACAGAGAGACUGCAACACCUGCAAAAGAAGUAAAGAAACUGCAGAUUCAGGAAAAUGAAACGUGCAGACUCUGUCAACAGAGAGUUUACCCAAUGGAGUGCCUAGUUGCUGACAAGCAGAAUUUUCAUAAAUCAUGUUUCCGAUGUUACCACUGUGGCAGUCAAUUAAGCUUGGGAAAUUAUGCAUCUCUCCAUGGAAAAAUAUACUGUAAACCCCAUUUUAAGCAACUUUUCAAGUCAAAAGGAAAUUACGAUGAAGGCUUUGGACACAAGCAGCAUAAAGAAUUAUGGAAUUCUAAAGAGCGAUGUAGCUCAGCUGGCAAUACUCAUGCUGAAGAAACAAAUCCCAUUAGUAGUAUACCUGUUGAUCCUAAACCAAUUACAGACAUUGAUCAAGACUUGUACUCAGGUACUGAUGGUUCACUACCUGAUAUUUUGGAUAGUAAUUUGAAAAAAAACACAGAAAGGGGUAAACUAAAGCUGACAUGGCCUCCUUCAACAGGUGAGGUAACACCUAAGAAAACAUUUUCUAUUGAAGAAGUGGCUAAAGUAAAUAAGCCGAAGUGGCCCCCCGAAGGUUUUGCUCAAGAAGGUUCUAAUUUAAAUACCUAUAAACCUCUGGGCAAUAAAAAGGAUCCUCAGAAAGAAAAUGCUGUGAGCAAGCAAAAUAAAAAUGACACUGCAAAUGCACAACAAAAUCAACACUCAUCCUUCAGUGCUCUGUCUGAAAAAGAAGCCACAAAUACCUCUAAAGUAAAGAAAAAUGAAGCAGGCGAUAAGAGAAAAGAGGAGGAAGCUGGGAAUGUGCAAGAUAAGUGGAAUAAAACAGGAGAAUCACAGAACAUGGAGGAAAGUGGGAAGGAUUUUAAUGGAAGUGAUAAAGUGAUUGUGUAUGCUGCUGGGAAGGAGCAAGAGAAAAAAAUAAAUGAAACUGAUGGUUCAGAAGUUGUACAGGUUACUAACAUUGAUGAUGUAACAGUACAAAAGGAUCACAAAGAAUUCAGCUUAAAUAACAAUAACAAUUAUGCCACUUUUUCACACCUAAAUUUUAGGCAAGAAACAACCCUCUCAGCUACAGCUAACCCAAUGACAGCAUUAAGCCAUGCAAUUUGCUCUGUAUUGCAGCAUGCCUUUACAAAGCUGGAAAAUCAGUCUGGAAAUGAAGAAAUAUUUGAGAUGUAUGAAUCUCAAGAGAGCUAUUGUAGUGAUACUGUAACUGUUUCACAGGAUGAACAAAACUCAAAAGAUGAAGAUGCUGUUACCUCUAAUAAUCUUGCUCAAUUUAAUAAAGAUGCCACUUGUCAGAAGUCUCAUAUUAGUACAUUAAAGGAGGCAACUAAUACAACAUUGCCUGUUGAUAUGGAGUUGGCAUGCACUGGAGAAGAAUCAAAAUGUGACAAAAACUUAAACACUAUUUUUUUAUUUGACACUCUGAAAACACCUUUCCUUAAAAAAAAGCCCAACAACCUGGAUUUAGACUGUGGUUGA
Pezoporus occidentalis (night parrot) is the source of this 2541-nucleotide messenger RNA. RefSeq names its product xin actin binding repeat containing 2 (gene XIRP2). Gene Ontology annotation, biological process: actin filament bundle assembly. Lineage: Eukaryota; Metazoa; Chordata; Aves; Psittaciformes; Psittacidae. The record is from RefSeq and is a predicted model, not a curated record. Gene Ontology annotation, molecular function: actin filament binding. Gene Ontology annotation, cellular component: plasma membrane; actin cytoskeleton.